AUGCACUCAAGUGUUCCCAUUGUUGGUCGUAAACUUUUACAAGACUGUUUAUUGUCCGGCGGAAGAGAUAAUAUAUAUUUAAAUGAAGAAAUAGCUCAAUCCAUACCUGCAAUAUUCAAGCACAGGAUUCCUACGGACGUAGAAUUUUUUUCCGUGAGAAAGCCUACUAAGAAAUCUGAAUGCAGUUUUGAAAUGCUUUUUCAUCUACCACCCUUAUAUGUGAUAGGUGUAAAAAUUCCAACAACUACUAUUAUUGUUUCUACCAGCAAUUUGACGGUAGAAUAUAAUAGGAACGGACUAACAGUUGUUGUACGAAGAGAAUUACCCGACAUCGGAAUCUAUAGAAGAUUUAGAUUUUAUGUUAAAAAUUUAGCGAAGUCGGCGAUUCUUAAUAUAGCCUUUGAGACUAUAGUUGGAAAUCCUGCUGAAGUUUCUGAAGGAGAAAUAAAUUAUAUUAAUAGAGGAAUACAAUCUAUUUGUGACAGUAAAACUCAUAAUAGGAACCCAAGAAGUACAAGAACACCUGAAACGCCCAAAACUACCAGAACACCGAAAACGACUAGAACCCCUAAAUCAACUAUAACUCCCAAAACGACUAAAACACUUAAAACAACUAGAACAUUUAUAACAACUAGAAGCGCCAAAACAAGUAGAACCCCUAUAACAACAAGAACUUACAAAACAAGUAGAGGAAGAAAAACUAGAAGACAAAAAACCAUAGUAGGUCAUACAACAAGGCAAAGAACUACUGAAAACCAGAGAACUACACCAAGUCAAAGAACUACUGAAAGCCAGAGAACUACCCAAAGUCAACGAACCACUGAGAGCCAACGAACUACAGUAAGCCAACGAACUACUGAAAGCCAAAGAACGACUGAAAGCCAAAGAACGACUGAAAGCCAAAGAACGACUGAAAGCCAAAGAACUACAGUAAGCCAGCGAACUACUGAAAGCCAAAGAACCACAGUAAGCCAACGAACUACUGAAAGCCAAAGAACAACUGAAAGCCAAAGAACUACCCAAACCAAAGAACAACUGAAAGCCAGAGAACUACUCAGAGUCAACGAACUACUGAAAGCCAAAGAACGACUGAAAGCCAGAGAACUACCCAAAGUCAAAGAACUACUGAAAGCCAGAGAACUACCCAAAGUCAAAGAACUACUGAAAGCCAAAGAACAACUGAAAGCCAGAGAACUACCCAAAGUCAAAGAACUACUGAAAGCCAAAGAACAACUGAAAGUCAGAGAACUACCCAAAGUCAAAGAACUACUGAGAGCCAACGAACUACUGAAAGCCAACGAACUACUGAAAGCCAAAGAACUACCCAAAGCCAACGAACAACUGAAAGCCAAAGAACUACUGAAAGCCAGAGAACUACCCAAAGUCAAAGAACUACCCAAAGUCAAAGAACUACUGAAAGCCAGAGAACUACCCAAAGUCAAAGAACUACUGAAAGCCAAAGAACAACUGAAAGCCAGAGAACUACCCAAAGUCAAAGAACUACUGAGAGCCAACGAACUACUGAAAGCCAACGAACUACUGAAAGCCAAAGAACUACCCAAAGCCAACGAACAACUGAAAGCCAAAGAACUACUGAAAGCCAAAGAACUACUGAAAGCCAAAGAACUACUGAAAGCCAAAGAACUACUGAAAGCCAAAGAACUACACCAAAGAACAACUGAAAGCCAGAGAACUACCCAAAGUCAACGAACAACUGAAAGCCAACGAACUACUGAAAGCCAGAGAACUACAGUAAGCCAACGAACUACUGAAAGUCAAAGAACAACUGAAAGCCAGAGAACUACUGAAAGCCAAAGAACGACUGAAAGCCAGAGAACUACCCAAAGCCAACGAACUACUGAAAGUCAGAGAACUACUGAAAGCCAGAGAACUACCCAAAGUCAACGAACUACUGAAAGCCAAAGAACUACCGAAAGCCAGAGAACCACCCAAAGUCAAAGAACUACUGAGAGCCAACGAACUACUGAAAGCCAACGAACUACUGAAAGCCAAAGAACUACCCAAAGCCAACGAACAACUGAAAGCCAAAGAACUACUGAAAGCCAAAGAACUACUGAAAGCCAAAGAACUACUGAAAGCCAAAGAACUACUGAAAGCCAAAGAACUACUGAAAGCCAAAGAACUACAGUAAGCCAGCGAACUACUGAAAGUCAAAGAACCACGGUAAGCCAACGAACUACUGAAAGCCAAAGAACAACUGAAAGCCAGAGAACUACCCAAAGUCAACGAACAACUGAAAGCCAACGAACUACUGAAAGCCAGAGAACUACAGUAAGCCAACGAACUACUGAAAGUCAAAGAACAACUGAAAGCCAGAGAACUACUGAAAGCCAAAGAACGACUGAAAGCCAGAGAACUACCCAAAGCCAACGAACUACUGAAAGUCAGAGAACUACUGAAAGCCAGAGAACUACCCAAAGUCAACGAACUACUGAAAGCCAAAGAACUACCGAAAGCCAGAGAACCACCCAAAGUCAACGAACUACUGAAAGUCAAAGAACUACUGAAAGCCAAAGAACUACUGUAAGCCAAAGAACUACUCUAAGCCAAAGAACUACCCAAAGUCAACGAACUACCGAAAGCCAGAGAACUACUGAGAGCCAAAGAACGACAGAAAGCCAAACUACUACUUCCGCUCCCACAACUACGAUUACUCCUCCAAAUAUUAAUGUUAUUCUAUUCGAAUGA
This is a messenger RNA of Gordionus sp. m RMFG-2023, 2709 nucleotides long. RefSeq lists its product as uncharacterized. The record is from RefSeq and is a predicted model, not a curated record. NCBI's taxonomy places the organism in Eukaryota, Metazoa, Nematomorpha, Gordioida, Chordodea, Parachordodidae. Bases 1 to 2709 code for a protein of 902 amino acids. The transcript is spliced from 7 exons.